Carica papaya (papaya) is the source of this 1883-nucleotide messenger RNA. Its product is annotated as Zinc finger C-x8-C-x5-C-x3-H type family protein. Gene Ontology annotation, molecular function: metal ion binding. Lineage: Eukaryota; Viridiplantae; Streptophyta; Magnoliopsida; Brassicales; Caricaceae. The record is from RefSeq and is a predicted model, not a curated record.
AGGAGGAGCAAGAAAUCAAUCCCUAAAACCGCAAGCUUUUCAGUAUUCGUUUCUCUAGACUGGAGUUUCUCUCUCACUGCUUCGGAAGCUUUCUGCAUCAAUGAUAUUUGGCUUUUCGUCAACUGGUCUAUCUAUCGUCUUUUCUCCGGGAGUUGUUCUAUCAGUAAUUGAAUAGUUUGGAGCUAUCUAUAAUAACGAAGCUUGUAUGAUAUUUUAUUCUGUGGUUCAUUUGGAUAUUCUCUCUGACAAAGGGAACGCGAUUGUUUAAGCUGGAAGACUAGGCUUCUUUAUCUUGAUAAUCAUGGUUGAGAGGAAGCUGUAUAAAACGAAGUUAUGUGUGUUGUACGAAAGAGGUCGUUGUUCACGUCAGAAUUGCUCAUUUGCACAUGGAAAUGCUGAGCUCAGGCGAUUAAUCGAUUCCUAUCAUGGAGGUAGGUGGGAGAGUCGAGGUAAUGACUUGAGGGAUAAGCUUGACCGAAGGCUAUCCCAUGAUCGAAGGUUCUCUCCUGGAAGAGAUUCAAGAGGUCGACCAACGUUUAGUGGAUAUAGCCCUCCGAAGUCUUUCGAGAAGAAGAGAGAUAGAGAACACAAGGAGAGACAAAAGCUGGGUUCUCAAAGUGAUUAUCCUGGAAGUUUGAUAGGCACAAACAGACCUGAAGAUCAUGCUGAAGAAGGAAAAGAUACAACUUCUAAUUCCCAAAAUAUUCUUGAGGAGCAGAUAAAAGAAGUUGAGUUGGACGUUGACAUGCUUGAUCGCCGCAAACUUCAGUUAGGGAUUGAUAUUGAAGAGAAGGUUCAAGAAGCAGACAGCCUUACUUCUAGGAUCAAUGAACUUGAGGCCCAAUUAGACAAGGAGAAAGAGGAAUAUAAUAGGAUUAGUUCAAAAAUCAAGAAAUUUGUCAAGGUACAUAAUCGUUUAUCGUGGGUACAAGACGAACUAAAGAGGUCACAAGCUCGCCUUAAGAAGAUGGGAGAUCAGCUUCUCUCAGAUGUUACUAGAACUGAAGGCAAUGAAGAGGACUUGAGCAUCAAUAUUGUGAGUGAUGCGGAAACAGGUUAUCAUGUAUUCAGUCCCCGUAGUGAGAGACUGAAUUAUUCUUCACGGAGCAAGAAAAGAUUGCAUUCUGACCGAGAUGCUGCUAAAGAAUCUAUUGCAGAUGAGUAUGGAGAAGACCGAGCUGAUACUGUUAGAUUUAAGAAACUUUCUCGGUGGAGUAUGCAGCCUGUUCAGUCCAAUUUUGGAAAGGAAAUCUCGGUAGUUAAUAAUGGACAUGCUAAUGAUGAUGAGGCCUUAGCUAAGGGAGGCAAGCUAAGAAGAGGAAAGAAUGGCUCCUCUGGCAUCAUUUCUGCAGAUAAGUUGAAAGUUUCUGGUUCAGGGCAUCUAUUGCCAGCAACAAGCAUGGCUGCCCAUGCAAUUGAUGAGGUAGUUGAAAUUGAAGAGAAGAUAGAGGUAGUUGAAAUGGAUGCGACAGAACCUGAGGGAGGAGCUACCUAUGAGUCAAAAGGCUUUCCAUUUUCAAUUCCUCCACCACUGCCUUGGGUUUCCAUUAAUACUUAUUCACAGUUUGAAGGUGAUGAUGAGAAUGUAGACGUGGAUGGUCUUGAAGAGCAGGUGGAUGUGGACAUAAUUUAAUGUAGAAAAUGAUAUGACUAUGGAAUAUCUGAUUAGGGCCCUGUUUGCUAUUUUAAUUUGAAUGAGCGUAUCAAGUUGACAGUGAAUUUUGUGUAUAUGUUGGGCUAUGCAUGUUUUUCUCUCAGCUUGCAAUGGGUUCCUGAGCCUAUCCAUUUAUCAGAAGCUUAGCAAAAGAGCACUCUUUGACCAACACUCCGCUCCCUAUUAUGGUGUACAGGCAGCGGGUAUAAGAAUCAAAAUCUUACAUCCA